This is a messenger RNA of Lymnaea stagnalis (great pond snail), 6292 nucleotides long. Lineage: Eukaryota; Metazoa; Mollusca; Gastropoda; Lymnaeidae. The record is from the annotation of a GenBank genome assembly.
AAUUAAUGUUUCGGUCUUUUCUUGUUAAUUAAUGUAAAAAAAUUGUGGUGUCAAAUAAAUUUAAUCAACUAUUAGAAAUAGUAAGUAAAUGUAUUAAUAAAACGAAAACUUAGCCCGUACUCGUACGCCGUAGUUAUUAUUUAUGCAUAUCUUAUGUUGAUGCUACGUAAGAGGUAAGCUCUAUAGAGCAGGGGUCGGGAACCUAUGGCCUAUGCCUAUGGCUUGCGAGCCAGAUGUCUUCUUCUUCUAUAUCUUAAGGGCCCACGAUCAAUUUAUUGAUCAUUUUGGCUCCUAUGCAUGUAGAUGGGAUUUGGAAUGUUUCUGUUCCUGGUGUUGAUGAGGAAAUUUCACAGAUUUCCAGUGCCACUUUGUGAGGGAAUCAUGCACUGGGGGUUUGAAGGCUUGAGGCAAUAGACACAAAUGUGUCUAGUGUUGUCGCCUUUGAAAGAUUGUUCCAGUCCCUGAUUGUCUUGGGCAGGAAUGAGCAGCUCCUAUACUGGCUUCUUGCUGGUAUGAGCCUGAAUUGCCUGUCAUGGCCUCGUCGCUGUCUAUGGGGGAGAGGUACGAGUUUCUGUUUAAUACUGGAACAGUGGACCAGCCCAUAUUUAAUUAGAAAUGUUGCUCUAUUGAUGGCUGCAUCUGGCUCGCAGACAAAUGUUCGAUUAUAAAAAAAAUGUUUCUUUAGACUAAUGUGAUUAGCAACAGCAUACAAAUGUUAUUAAAAAGAAUUCAGAUACAUAAUUAUAAUUAUUGCAUUUUUAGUGUUGAAAUUACACAAAAUGCGCACAUUUACUUGAAUUUUUAGUUUUAAACAUAAUGUAUGGCUCUCACACUCACAGAAUUACUUUUCAAAAUAUGUGGUAAAGAUAAAAAAUUUAAUUGAUUGCCAUUUCAAUGUUCAUCUAUAGAGUAUAAACUAUUAUACUCUAUGACUAUGACUAGAAUGACUAAGACCGUCUUACAUACACACUGAUAAGAUAACACCUAUUUAAAAUCCGAUAUUAAUAAUUAAAUUAUUAGAAUUAUAAUUAAUAAGGUAUAACACACAAACUAUUUUGUACUUUUUAAAAGUAUGAACUAUUAACUAUGAUUAUAUGGAUUGAAUUGAUGCCCUAUGCCUAUAGCCUAUUAUUUCUAUUAUUAUUAUAAUUAUAGGCCUACUGUUAUUAUACUUCUGUGCAUGGCUAAGAUUAAGAUUAACUUAUAUUACUUAUUUUAUUAUUAGUUUGGAUUAUGCUCAAGUUUAAGUAUCGCCUAUGACUAUGAGCCCUAUGUUAACUAUUGACUAUAGAUAGACUAUAGACACUAGUUUAACUAUAAUAGUAUAAUAAUUUAGGCUUAGGCCUUAGGCCCUAUGAUUUAAUGGCAUCAUCAUCUUUAACCAACUCAUUAUAUAAUUAUAGUUGUAAGGAACAACUUAUAAUUAUUUAAUAUAAUAAUAAGAUUUUAUUAAUUUUUUUGUCAGUGUGCAUUUUGGACAUAUCGAAAUUAUUAUUAUGAACCAGUAUCAUGACACAUGGCCAUGGAUUUUUAUUAUAUGCUUAGACUUUAAGACUUUUAGAACUUUGAAAAUCUUUAGUAGCCUUUACCUUUUAUGUAGUUUGCGCUUUCGUUUGUUUCAGAAGAUGGCUAAAGCUGCUGAAAUCACCAAUUUUGGUAAGCUUUUUAAAAAAAUAAAUCCAUUAACUAUACUAUGUCACUAUGAAUAAUUAUUAUUUAAUUUAUUUUUAAUGGUAAAAAAUGAGUUCUUAAUCUUAUCAAGGCAAAACCUGUCUUAAUUAUGAAAUUAUUCGUAACACCUUCGACCUCUACUAUUUUUUAUAGCCUAAUAUUGGAAACCUCCAAGUAGGCUAACAUUUCAAAAUAAAUUUACCUUAAUAAUUGUUUUAACUCAGAUAUUUAUUCAGUAAUUAAUUUUAUUAUCAAAUAUAUUAUUUCUGCAAUGCUAAAUCACUGAAAUUUGGACUUUUAUAAAUAAUACCCAUUAUUUUCUUCAACUAGAUGAUAGUUUCAAUAAUUUCAACAUAAUAAAAAUAUUCAAUUAUUUUAUUAUACAGAGGCCUUUCCUGAGAGUGAGUUCCAGGUCAAUGUGGUCUUACCUGGAGGUCAAGUUGAACUAAAGAGUGUCCACAUUAUGGAUGAGCACGGUACAGACUUCACUGUUGCACAAGUCAGUGUAUUUGGCUUGGUUUUUUUUACUUCUGUUACAAUAAUUCAUUUGAUGGGAAGUCUGGCUUUAAAAUUUAUUUUUUACAGUAGAUCCUAUCCUUGCUUACUUGGGAAAAAUUUUUAAUGAAAAUUGUUGUUAUUUGUAUUUAUGUUGAGCCAACUGGUCACUUUAACUUUAUUCUUUUGAAUCAACUAGUCACUUUACUCUGUUGAGCCAAUUUGUCACUGUUGCAAGGAAACAUAAUUAUUCACGUUUUUCAUUUGACUGGGGGGAGAUAUUUUUGUUUGCUUCUUUCUAGCAUUCUGCUAGAGCAAUAUCUCUCUCAGUCUCAGCCAUCCAGGCAUGAGAUUACUGGCACUAAUUGUUUGCAUAAUACACAUGUGUUUGCAUGCAUGGAAAAGUUAACAGGCAUAUAGGCUACAAAUGUAGUUUUUUUAAAAAAUGGAUUAUGAGGGCAGCAAAGAUCCAUUUAUCUAUUGGCUUACAAUAGCUUAAUUAUAAUUAAAUAUGACUUGUUUCUUCAUACACUAGGUCAAGGAAACCAUCUUGUCAACAUCUGGAAUUACUAAUGCAGGGGAUUAUGCUGCACUGUUUGUAAACUCCAUUGAGAGCCGGCUCUUACCAGACAAUGAUCCAAUAACUGACCAUAUCCAGUAUUUAGCCUCAGGAUAUCAACUGGAGUUUCAUCCAAAGUAUGUGUCAUUGUUAAUGUAUAUAGGCCUAUAUAUAUAAUUAUACUUUACUUAUAACUGUCAGAAUCAUUUUGUUACUGGUAAAGAUAAAAAAUUUAAUUGAUUGCCAUUUUAUAUGUGAUAUUUAGGCUGUUUAUUCUUGACUACAAAUAAAGAGAUUACAAAUCGAGUUCGUAUUAUGAGGGACUGCAUUCAAGCUUAAACAUAUCUUGUUCCAAUAUUUCCUCAUAUUAGAAGAUUUCAAUGUCUUGGGACAACUCUCUUAACCAGUGGCAUAGCAAAGGUUGGUGUCAACCGGUGUGGUAACCUUAUGGUGUGGUAAGCUCAUGGUGUCACCCGGUGAGGUAAACUCAUGGUGUCACCCAGUGUGGUAAACUCAUGGUGUCACCCCCGACUUCCACCAUGGAUUUCUUCUUGUUAAAAUAAGUAAACACUGACAAGAACAAAAAAAAUUAAUUAAAGGUCAGGAGGUAAAUAUUUAAGAUAAGAUAAGAUUCUUUUAUUGAUCCUAAUAAAUGGAAAUGUUUUUUGAUUGCAUUAUACAUUUUCAGUACAUAAAUAAAACAAUUUGAACACAAGACAUUUAUAAUAAAUUAUUUCAAACAGCCAUUCAGUGAGUUCUCUUAGCCAAAUCGAGGACUUAUUAGUUCUCAUUCAGAUGUGUGACUUCAGAGGAAGCACACCGAUAAAUUCGUACAGAUUGGAGAACAAAAGAAUUUUUAUAUCUGUCAAUCCUUGCCUUGAUGGAAAGAAUUCGUCCUGAACGGCCCGAUCCUAAGUAUCUGUGAUGAAGAGGAUGGGAUUUAUCAUCCAAAAUGUGUUUAGUUUUGCAAAAACAUCUUACUUCAAAUAGUUCUUCAAGUAAAGGAUGUUUAGUUUGUGUUAUGUGCCUAGCUUUCUUGAUUAGUCGGUUUAUGCGGUGUUUAAUAUCAGUCGUUGAAUUCCCACACCAGCAGGUAAUACUGAAAUUUAGUAGGCUUCCAAUUGUUGCACUGUAGAAUAAGUUUAUGACUUGCUUAUUUACGUUGAAAUUGUACAGUUUUUUGAGGUAGAACAGUCUUUGGUUGAAUUUCUUAUACAGCAAUUGGCAGUGCUCAUGCCAUGUUAGCUUAUUAUUAAUGGUGACACCUAAGUAUUUGUAUGCCUCCACUUUCUCUACACUUUGAUUUUUUAUGUUGAGAUCUGUAAUCUGGUGUUUCCCUCUCCUGAAAUCAACAACCAUUUCUUUAGUUUUUGAGACAUUCAACUGGAGAAAAUUUUCAUCGCACCAAUUGAUAAAGCUUGUAACUAAAUUGCGGUAUAGGCCUUCUCCUUAGAUAUCUAAGUUACAACGUAUCAUAAAAAAUGACUAAGUACCUGUAACUAAUUUAAUUUUUCUUAUUAUUAUACAGACUGUGACCAAGCUGAGGAUUACUGUAACUGUAACUAUAUCAGUAACUGGUGGAGACAUGCACAGAAUGAAAGUUACAAGUACAAAGUACGAGGCUGCUAAUUUAAGUUUCUACACUUUUUAAUUUUAAAAUAAAAUAUAUUCCUUGUUUCCAGUAUUUAUGCUUAAUAGUCUUAGCUCCUACACUUUAAAGCAUUUUUUUUUUGCAUGCUUCUAAAUCCAGAGUUUUUUUUUAACUCAGUUACUACACAGUAAAAUUUAUGAAUAACAUUAUGCAAUAUACCGGUACCAUAGUAUAAAGUAUUUUAAAGAUUAUUAGCUAUUUUGUUUUUUUUAAUUUUAUUACCAUUACAUAUGAUGUAUUAUAUUAUCAGUUACUUCUUUCUUUAUUUUAUAUUUGUGCAAUAUGGUGUAGGUUAAAUACCUCAAAAUUAACUCUCUUUUUUUUAUUGAUUUUAUCCCAUUAUUUCAAGACACUACAACAAAUUUGUGUGUGUGUUUUGCAUAAAGGCUGAAGGUCACUGUUUUAAAAAGUCCUCACUGGUAUGAAGCAUAUAAUUCACUAGCUGGGGCAACACAACCACAUUGUGCAUGUAAAUUACAGAAAGAGGUGCAUAAUCCAUAAUAAUUAUUCCAGGUGGCGCUCAAGUUGAACUAAAGUUGCUUAGUUGUAUUGACCUUCAUUUGCCUUUAUUUUAGCUGUGGCUUGUAAAUUAUAAAAGAACAUUUGGUAAAGAUUGUGUUCUUUUUAAUGCAUUUUUGCAUAUGGUGGGGUUGGGGGAGCAGGGUAUGAAAGCGCAUCAUGGUGCCGAAUAGGGUGGACAACAUCCACUCAGGAAUUAUAAGAUUAUAACCAGAUUUUUAACAAUUGGCCAGGUAACAUCAGCCAUUCAUGUGCAGUUGAGCUGCAAAGACCUGGGGUAUCUCAGUGUUUAAAUAAGUCAUCAGCUUUUAUGUAAUCUCACCACCUCUGCCCUCCACGAAAAUUUUAUAAUGAAAUGUCAGGUUACAAAAACAUUCAUGCCACCUUGGCGUACCACAUUCGAAAAUGAAUGAGGACGGAGUUGGUUGUCCAUGGUUACUUGAGUCAGUGUACCAUUGUCCUCUUGUAGGGACUAAAUCCUUUAAAUCCUAACAGCACUUUAAAUUAGUUUAAAAAUAUUUAAACUUCAGUGACCUCAUGCUGUUCCAAUUAAUUCAAUUAUAGUGUAAGAAAUUUUUAAAGUACAGUUUUUGUUCUAGGCCAAAGAAUUUAUUUUAAUUUUAUUAUCUUUUUUUUUUAAUUUCCUAAGUUUACCAAACACUUUCAAUUGAUUAAAGGGUUUUGGUAAAAUGUUUUCCAGAAAUGCUAAGAUUGUAUCUGUCUGCUAUAAAGUUUUGUUGGACAAAUGUAGACUACGGUAUUGUUUUCAUUGCUGAAAAAAAUUCACUCUGCCUUACAUUUACAUUGUCUAUAAACAUUAUCUAUGUCUUCUCUGUUCUUAUGUCAUUGUCAACCACAGACUUCCUAUUCUUAUGUGCCAUUGUCAAUAACAGACUUCCUUUUUCUUAUGUGACCUUAGCAAAAAAUCUGAAAUAUGUUCAGUUAUUAUUUUUUUAACUGUAUACCUACCAGUCUAUGCCAUUGCAUUUUUUAAAAAUUUGGUUAUUGCUUAGCAUGCAUAUCUUCAUAAUUCAAAUAUACUCUUUUGCCUUGGGAGAGUACUUUUUAUCACUUUGGAAAUAUGUCUGCUGAUUUUAUUGUCAAAAGACUUGUGUCAAGGGAAAUAAUUCAUGGCACAUUUAAAGAAUCAAGAGAUAUUAUUAUAGUUAUAGAUUUCCUGUUGUAGAUGGUUCUAAAAUUAUCAGUUUGUAAUAAUAAAUAUUGAUUAAAUUUGUAAUUUUCAAAUUCAUUUUAUUUGUUUACAAGUUAUUGUUAUUAUAUACUAUUAUAAUAAAAGAGAGUUAAUUUAAGAGUUGUGUAGAGAGUUGAGUAGAGAGCUGAGUAGAGUGUUGAUUUGAGUAGAGCAUUGAUUUUCCUAACUACAGGGAAGUUUCUGG